Molecule: messenger RNA, 4998 nt
Organism: Closterium sp. NIES-65
Lineage: Eukaryota; Viridiplantae; Streptophyta; Zygnematophyceae; Desmidiales; Closteriaceae
Source: the annotation of a GenBank genome assembly
AUGCACCGAAGUGCCCUCGGUGGGUUGGGGGCAUACAACCGCCCCACCACCGAACUCCCUCCAACACUCCCCCUUGCACCCAACCCACUAGGGGGUGGGCGCGUCCGCCAAGGUGCGAGUGGAGGCGAGGGGCCUGCCAAGCCAAUCACCCCUUACAUUGCUCCCAUUCUCUACCCAUACCCUCCCUUCCCUCGCAGCGUUGGCGUCUCUUUCCCCGGAGUGGAGGUGCGCUUUGAGGGGGUGAGCGCGUCUGCCAAGGUGCAAGUGGGGAAGAGGGGCCUGCCUACGCUGCCCAACCAGGUCUCGAAUACUGUCGGCGCAGUGCUGAGGGAGUUGCGGCUACUCAAGGACCAGCGCCGCCUCUUCUUCGCUCUUGACGGCUGCUCUGGCAUCCUCAAGCCUGGCAGGUUGACGCUGCUGCUGGGGCCGCCAGGCAGCGGCAAGUCAACGCUGCUGAGGAUCCUGGCAGGGAAGGCGGAGAGGGAGCUGGGCGUGCAGGGCGAGGUAACGUACAACGGCCGUCGGGGGAGCCACUUUGUGCUGCCGCGCUCCGUGGCGUUUGUGCCUCAGACGGACUCCCACAUCGGCGAGAUGACUGUCCGCGAGACCCUCGAGUUCUCGGCUCGCCUGCAGGGGCCGGGUCACAGGUCAGACCUGUUUCGGCAGCUGGAGGAGAAAGAGCAGGAGGCAGGAGUCCAGCCCGAUGACGUCAUGCAAGCCGUUAUGAAGGCAAUGGCGGAUGGGAGGCAGUGCUCCGAUGUUGUGGUGCAGUACGUCCUUAAGAUGCUCGGCCUGGACGUGUGUGCUGAUACCAUGUUAGGAGACAGCAUGCGUAGAGGAGUCUCCGGAGGGCAGAAAAAGCGGGUUACCACCGCCGAAGCACUCCUGGGUGCAAAGCAAGUCCUCCUAUUGGACGAGAUUUCCACCGGUCUCGAUUCCGCCACCACUUACCAGAUCACCCGGUGCCUGCGCAACCUCACGCACUUAACUAAUACCACCACCCUCAUCUCCCUGCUGCAACCCGCGCCUGAAACCUUUGAGCUGUUUGAUGACGUCAUGUUGAUGUCAGAGGGGCGGAUUGUGUACCACGGGCCCAGGGAGGAGGUGCUGGGAUUCUUCCGGGAAAUGGGGUUUGCGCCGCCCGCCCGCAAGGGAGUGGCUGACUUCCUGCAAGAGGUCACCUCGCUAAAAGACCAGGAACAGUACUGGGACCCCUCCCAGCCGCACCCAUACCGUUACGUGUCCGUCCGAGCCUUUGAGGAGGCCUUCCGAGCCUCCAGGUUCGGCAAGCAGAUGGAAGCAGAGCUCUCGAUUUCAUUCGAGAAGGAUCGGGGUGCAGUCAAAGGCGAGAAUGAGGGGAAAGACGUGAAAGACAGGGGAGAGAGUGAGGGGAAGGACGUAGAAAACGGAAAAGAGAAGGGAGAGGGAGACAGAGAGGAUGGGAGCACGGCUCUUGCUCUUGCACAGAGGCGGUUUGGGCUCUCUCCCCUUGCCAUUCUCACCAUUGUGGGGGAUCGCGAGUGGCUGCUAAUGAAGCGGAAUGUGUUUCUUUACAUCGUGCAGACCAUGCAGAUCCUCCCCCUCGCUAUAGUCACAAUGUCAGUCUUCUGGCAUUCCCAAUUCUCCAUCACCCCUCUGGACGGCAAUUACUACCUGGGCGCCAUUUUCUUCGGUAUAAGCACGAUGCUAUUCAGCGGAAUAAUUGAGCUCACACUACUAACAGCCCGCCUGCCCAUCUACUUCCUCCAAAGGGACAACCUGUUGUUCCCCGCCUGGGCCUGGUGUGUGCCCAUGGCGCUGCUCUCUCUGCCCAUCUCGCUGUGGUCUGCCGGGGUGUGGACCACCAUCACCUACUAUGGCAUCGGCUUCGCUCCGGAGUUUUCCCGCUUCAUCACCCAACUUAUCCUCUUCUUCAUCACCCACAUGUCUGCCUCUGCUCUCUACCGAGCCAUGGGAGCAAUAUUCCGCAGCACCACGCUCAUCAACACGCUUGGCAACUUCAUCCUCGUCCUCCUCUUCCUGCUCUCAGGGUUCCUCAUCACCAAAGACGAUAUCCACACCGUGUGGGUGUGGGUGUACUGGAUCUCGCCCCUCACGUACUGCCAGAACGCCUUCUCUGCUAAUGAGUUCCUCGCCCCCAGAUGGGAUGUGCCCUCCGACCCCCCAUCGCUGAACACAGCAAUGGGCAUUCAGGUGCUCACAGCUCGCAACCUCUGGACGGAGGGCUAUUGGGUGUGGGCUGGUGCGGCAGUUGGUGUCGCCUUCACUCUCCUCUGCAUUCUGCUUACCAUCGUUGCACUGGAGUAUCUCAACCGGCGCAGCCAGGCGCAGCCAGUGAUCUCCCAGCAUCAACUAGACGCCCGGGAAGCAUCGCUAGCCGGCACCAAUUUGGAAUUUGCCUCACGCUACUCCUCCCUGUGCUCCCUCACGCUGAAUCACCCCUCGAUUCCUCAUUCUCCGUCUCCAACCACCCCCCUGCUCUUCCCCUUUUCCCCCUCCUUCCCCCCCCUCUCUCUCCUCUUCCCCCCAGCAUGGCCAAAGGCCCAGCCAGUGAUCUCCCAGCAUCAGCUAGAUGCCCGGGAAGCAUCUCUAGCCGGCACCAAUCUGGACUUCGCCUCACGCUACUCCUCCCUCCGCGCCCGCACGCUCUCCCGCACCGGCUCCACUGCCACGGCACGCUUCCUCGCCAGCAACCGCUUCCGCUCCCCCAAGAGCCUCGCCAGGCCUUCCGCUUCUGCCCGCUCGCUCGGAUUUUUUUCUUCGGGCAGACCGGCGCUUCGCUCCCGAGGUUUGGGGUCGUGGAUGUCUGAAGGAGAGGAUGGGGAAGGGGCGUAUGGUAGCCGUAGGAAUGGUAGGAGAAGCCGUAUAGGGUCGUUUCUGGGUUUUGGUGGUGUUUCUCCUGGUGGUGGUGGUGGUGCUGGUGGUGGUGCUGGUGCUGGUGCUGGUGCUGCUGUUGGUGCUGCUGGGAAAGUGGGUGAGAGUACGGGAGUCAGUGCAAUCAGCAGCACAGGCGGAAGGGGUAAGAAGCAGCGGCAGAGGAAAGCGGAUUCGUUUAUGAGUGACGGUGGGGUGGUGAGUGGAGUUAGCAGCACAGGAGGAGAGGAGAAGCAUCGGCAGAGGAAAGCAGUUUCGUACAUGAGUGAUGGGGGUGUGAGUGAUGGUGGUGCGGUGAGUGCAGUUAGUAUCACAGGAGGAGAGCAGAAGCAGCGGCAGCGUAAAGCAGUUUCGUUUUUGAGCGAUGGGGACGCGAGUAGCGGCACAGGAGGAGGAGGAGGGGAGGAGAAGCAGCGGCAGAGGAAACCAGUUUCAUACAUGAGCGACGGUGGGGUGGUGAGUGCAGUUAGCAGCCCAGGAGGAGAGGUUGGAAGAGGAGAAGCAAAGCAGCGGCAGAGGACAGCAGUUUCGUUCUUGAGUGAUGGGGAUGCGAGUGAGGGUGCAGGGGGCAUGACUGCGAGUGGAGGGGAUAUAGGCCAGCACGGCAUGGUCCUCCCCUUUGAUCCGCUCACCCUCUCCUUCCACAACGUCAACUACUAUGUCGAUAUGCCUGCGGAGCUAAAAGACAAAGCCGCGCCGCCUGGCGAGCGGCUGCAGCUGCUGCGCAAUGUGUCCGGCGUGUUUCGUCCCGGAGUGCUGACCGCCCUGAUGGGGGUGUCUGGGGCAGGGAAGACCACGCUAAUGGACGUGGAUAUUCACACGCCCCAGGUGACCGUGCAUGAGUCUCUCCUCUACUCCGCCUGGAUGCGCCUGCCUGAGGAGAUCGACCGCGAUGUCAUCCUGGAAUUCGUGGAGGAGGUGGAGGAGCUGGUGGAGUUGGAACCUGUGAAGGGAGCGCUGGUGGGGACGGCGGGGCAGGACGGGCUGUCGGUGGAGCAGAGGAAGCGGCUGACCAUCGCAGUGGAGCUCGUAGCCAACCCCGCCAUCAUCUUCAUGGAUGAACCCACCUCAGGGCUGGAUGCGAGGGCAGCGGCCAUAGUGAUGAGGGCGGUGCGCAACACAGUCAACACGGGCCGCACAGUCGUGUGCACCAUCCACCAGCCGUCCAUCGACAUCUUUGAGGCCUUUGAUGAGCUGCUGCUGAUGCAGCGGGGGGGAGAAGUCAUUUACGCGGGGUCACUGGGGGCACAGUCAUGCGACCUCAUUCGCUACUUCAAGGCCAUCCCAGGGGUGCAGCCAAUCCAGCCAGGGGCCAACCCGGCAGCGUGGAUGCUCGAGGUCACGGCCGCAGCAGCAGCAGAGAGGCUUGGCGUCGACUUUGCCCAGCUGUUCCGCCAGUCAGAGAAGUUCAGGGCCAUCGAGUCACUCAUCCAGGAAUCUAGCAUCCCACCCGAAGGCGAGCCGGACCUCUUCUUCCCAACGCAGCACCCCACCACGCCGCUCUCCCAGUUCGCGACCCAUCUGUGGAAGCGCCACCUCAUGUACUGGCGCAUGCCCGACUACAACGGCGCGCGCUUCUUCUUCUCCUUCAUCAUGGCUCUCCUCAUCGGCGGGGUCUUCUUUGGCUUCGGACACGCCCGCAACACACCGCAGCAGAUUGUGAACGUCAUGGGUGCGCUUUACACGGCUGCUCUCUUCCUCGGGUGGAGCAAUCUCACAUCAAUCCAGCCAAUGCUGGCCGUGGAAAGGAGUAUCUACUACCGGGAGCGGGGCGCCGGGAUGUAUGGAGCUAUCCCGUACGCGCUCGCGCAAGGGGUGAUCGAGUUGCCAUACCUGCUGAUUCAGGCUGUGGUGUACUCGUUAAUAACAUAUUCGAUGAUCCAGUUCGAAUGGACGCUCGGCAAGUUCCUGCUGUACCUGCUGUUCCAGUUCCUCACAUUGCUCUACUUCACGUGUUUCGGCAUGAUGACGAAUGCCAUCACGCCCGCUGAAGGGCUGGGAACGCUGCUCUCUGCCUUCAUCUACUCCUUCUGGAACCUUCUCUGCGGCUUUCUCCUGCCACAGCCAGUGAGUGCAGUGCUCGUUGCUAUCUGUUUUCGAGUGCUCGAUGACUGUAGCCAGUGA